Molecule: messenger RNA, 2957 nt
Organism: Tupaia belangeri chinensis (Chinese tree shrew)
Lineage: Eukaryota; Metazoa; Chordata; Mammalia; Scandentia; Tupaiidae
Product: alpha-1B-glycoprotein-like
Biological process (GO): immune response-regulating signaling pathway
Cellular component (GO): plasma membrane
Source: RefSeq, a predicted model, not a curated record
AUGCAGAACCUGGCCCGGUCCCGGGCUCUGGCCAGCAUGUCCCCGAGGCGUCAGAUGUGGGGCCCAGAGCCCUGGGACACACAGAGCCCUUUGGAGCCCGGGGACAAGGCCAAGUUCUCCAUCCCAACCACCACAUGGCACUACGCAGGGCGAUAUCGCUGUCACUAUCUCACCUCUGCAGGGUGGUCAGAGCUCAGUGACCCCCUGGAGCUGGUAGUGACAGGGACCCUCCCCAAACCCACUGUUAGGGCAGAACCAGGCUCUGUGGUCACCUGGGGGAGGUCCGUGACCAUCCUGUGUAAAGGGAGCCUGGGGGCCCGGGAGUACCGGCUGGACAAAGAGGGAAGCCCAGAGCCCGGGAACAUAACGGCACCACAGGAGCCCGGGGACCGGGCCAGGUUCCGCAUCGUGCACAUGAAGGACACCCACGCGGGGCGGUAUCGCUGCUCCUAUCACACCCCCGCAGGCUGGUCGGAGCCCAGUGACUCCCUGGAGCUGGUGGUGACAGGAGCUCACGGCAAACCCGCCCUCUCGGCCCUGCCCAGCCCUGUGGUGACCUCGGGAGAGAACGUGACCCUCCGGUGUGGCUCAGAGCAGAAAUUCGACACAUUUGUUCUGUUUAAGGAAGGGAAACACGACCUCUCCUGGUACCUAGCUUCCUACGAGCACGCCUCCGGGCAGGUCCAGGCCCUGCUCCCGGUGGGCCCCAUGACCCCCAGCCGCAGGUGGACGUUCAGGUGCUAUGGCUUUUUCAAGAGCAGCCCCCAGGUGUGGUCAGAGCCCAGUGAGACCCUGGAGCUCCUGGUCUCAGGACCCUCUGGGAGCCCCAGCCGCCCCCCACACACAAGCGGACCCACCUCAACACCUGGAGACCCUGAAGAUGGGCCUCCGCCCACACGCGGGAUCCUGAGCUCCCCGGACCAGGGCGCAGCUGCCACCAUCAGCCCGUCACCUCCCAAGUCAGACUCCGAGACCGACCCCGGCUCCGACUACAGACGUUCCUCCUUCAUCCAGGCACGGGGAAGGUCGGCACCGACUCUCAGUGCCAUGCUGAGCCCUGCUGGGCAGCUCAGCCUGCAGGCAGAUGUCACUCGCGCCCUGGGCCCUCAGCCGUCCGAGCAGUGUGACCUGCACCCUGAGCUCCCCAGACUGGCUGAAGCUGGUCGUGCUGAGGACCAGAGCCUGGGGUCCGAGGGGGUCCCAGCCCUGAGGAAACCAGAGCCAGGCCCCUGGGAGGGCCAGUUCCCCUUCCUGGGGCUCAUGAUGUGACAGCCCCAUGACGUGGAGGGCCCAGCCUCCGAGUGCCCACACCCUGCGCGUCUGUCUGUCCUGCCUGCACCCAGGUCUCCUCCAUCUGCACAGCCGGGACGUGGGGGAGACGCCAUGACCCCCACCCUCAUGGCCCUACUCUGCCUUGGGCUGGGUCUGGGCCUCACCCGAGGGCAGGCAGGGACCCUCCCCAAAGCCACCAUCUGGGCUGAGCCAGGCUCUGUGGUCACCCUGGGGAGACCCGUGACCAUCUGGUGUCAGGGGAGCCUGGAGGCCCAGGAGUACCGUUUGGAUAAAGAGGGAAUCUCAGAGCCCUGGGACACACAGAAACCUCUGGAGCCCAGGGGACAGAGAACUCUGGAGCCCAGGGACAAGGACAAGUUCCACAUCCCAUCGAUGACACUGGACUACGCAGGGCGAUAUGAGUGUUACUAUUAUGCCGGUUCUGGCUGGUCAGAGCACAGUGACCCCCUGGAGCUGGUGGUGACAGGAGUCUACAGCCAACCAGACCUCUCAGCCCUGCCCAGCCCUGUGGUGACCUCAGGAGGGAACGUGACCCUCCGGUGUGGCUCAGGGCUGGGGUUCGGCACCUUCACUCUGAUUCAGGAAGGAGAACGCAGGCUCUCCUGGACCCUGCACUCACAUGGACCCGCCUCCGGGCUGUUCCAGGCCCUGUUCCCCGUGGGCCCCGUGACCCCAGGCCGCAGGUGGACGUUCAGGUGCUACGGCUCCUUCAGGAACAGCCCCCAGGUGUGGUCAGAGCCCAGCGAGCCCCUGGAGCUCCUGGUCCCAGGUGUGUCCAAGGAGCCCUCCCUCCUGGCCCUGCAGGGCCCUGUCCUGGCCCCUGACUGGAAAGUAAGGGAAGGUCCCAGCUGUGGGGCUGGACUCACAGGGUCAGGUCCUGCCAGGGAAGAGACGGUGACCCAGGGGGACAUCCUGGACCGGAGUGGUUGGCCCUGCCCUGACCUCUGUGCCCCUGUCCUCACAGUCCCAGUCCCACACCCCCAGGAUCGCACCGUGGAGAACCUCCUCCGGAUGGGCGCAGCCGGCUUCAUCUUGGUGGUUCUCGGGGUGCUGCUGUUGGAGAACUGGUACAGCCAGAGAGAGCCCAGAGACCCCGCCAGGACAUAACAGGAGAGAGCCGUCCCCCCUCAGCGUGCAGGACCUCGGACAUCCCCGACCACCCAGGAGCUUCUGGAAGAAAGCCCAGGGCAGGUGCUCUCUGGACGGUCACUUCCAGAGGAGAAACCAUGUCCCCGUGCAGGGCCACUGCGGGGUGUUUCCGUAGAGGACUGUUAACUGGACACGUCCCUCCUUUCACUGUUGACUCUCCCGGGCUGGGCCCUGGCUUCCUCCCCUGGACACGAGGCUCGUCCCACAGGCAGGUUCGGGUCACCUUUGCACGCCGUCAUGCUCUGGCCACUGUCCUGUGAGGUGGCAUCUCUGUGUCUAAUCACCACAUCCCUCGUGGACUUCCCUGAGUCUCCACAUUUCAGCUCAGAGCUCCCAGCCCGGCUCUGUGGCUCAGUACCUGGGAGAAAAUUAGAUACCACUCGGGAAAAGAUAUCCAAAAGGUGCCCUAAUCCCCUGCCUGAGACCCACACGACAUUCACUGUUUACCAGGUGUUUUCUAUGUAGUUUAUCCUGAAAUCUUAUCCUAUGGAAUCCCAUUGCUGUUUAAAGUGACA